UCCAGGGUCUAGUUUCACCAGUACUGUAGGGGAACUAUGAAGCUCCCCUUUCUCAUUUUAUCUGGUUUAGUUCUUCUUAUAACAGCUAACGACGACUUUAAUUGUAAAGAUGUCUGCGGGCUGUACUCUGCUGGUGAUGAAACUAUGGAGAAUGUCCAGGCUGAAUGUAAGGCUUUUGAUGACAAUACUGAUUGUAAAGAAAAGAAUCUCCGAAUAGCUAAACUCAAGAUAAAAACCAAAAAGAAAGGUGGAACCAGAAUAGUGGGAGGGGAUGUUAUAAAAGACCCUCUCCCCUGGAUGAUAGUUAUGAUGUUCAACAUGAGAUCCCAGUGUGGUGGUUCACUCAUAAACUCCAGGUUUAUAUUGACAGCUGCUCACUGUACAUGUGCUGGAGAUGCAGAAGUUUACUGUACUAGGACAAUUGGAGAAGUUAAGGAUGGUGUUCCUAUAGAAAUCAAGGAUCAAAAAGUUGCAAGUGAGAAGACACUGAUUUUUAUUGGUGCUACAGCGGCCAACAAGAAAACGAAUUCUCCAUGGACUGUCAGCGAACUAACGGGAGAUGACAAAGAUGUUAAGAGCUUGACGUACAAGGCUGACCAGAUGUGGAUCCAUCCUGAUCUGUCAACUUCGGAGGAUAAGGCCAUGACUCCAGAUAUUCUAGUUCUUAGGUUAGAAAAAGCAGUUGAAUCUUUCUCUGACACCAUCCGACCAGUGUGCCUGGCAGUUCCAGAUUUUAUAGAUUACCCUCCUUGCACUGAUAAUUCAAUGGUAAGAUAUUUUACA
Molecule: messenger RNA, 783 nt
Organism: Eurytemora carolleeae
Lineage: Eukaryota; Metazoa; Arthropoda; Copepoda; Calanoida; Temoridae
Product: melanization protease 1
Exons: 9
Biological process (GO): proteolysis
Molecular function (GO): serine-type endopeptidase activity
Source: RefSeq, a predicted model, not a curated record